GCGGGGGCAUUUUAGGCUUUGCGGGUGUCUGGCUCGUUGCUGAGGAGGCUGCCCUCGGUUGCCUGCUUGCUCCGCUGACGGGUGAAAGACCAAGUGGGAAUAUUACACAAGGAAGCAUCCCUUAGGCUUUGGAAAUGCAGGAAGAAGAUUUAAGUGAAAAUGUUAUGUUUGUUGCUUCUAUUAUGAGUAGGGUUCAAGACCUGAAAAGCAAAUAUAAAAAUGAUGACAAUACUACAGCUGAGCUUAACGUCACCAAGGCAUCAGUGGAUACAACAGAUAACUCUGGAACUGUUAAUCAGAUUAUGAUGACUGCAAAUAAUCCUGAAGAUUGGUUAAAUCAUUUGCUUAAACUGGAGGCUAAGUGCACUCCUCAGGCUGACACCAGCUCGUUAAAUAAAUUGAUUGGUCGUUACAGGCAAGCAGUUGCAUCAUUGUCUGCAGAAAAAUACCAUCAGAAUGAAAGCUAUGCUCGCAUCUUGGUUAGAUUUGCAGAACUCAAUGUCACUGGAGACCCAGAAGAGGCACGCGAUCAGUUUCAUCUUGCCAGACUAACCUGCAGUAAAUUUUCUUUUGUUCAUGUGGCUUUUGCACAAUUUGAACUCUCUCAAGGAAAUCUGAAUAAAGCUAAACGGCUGCUGGAAAAAGCUGUAGAAGUUAGAGCACUUCCAGUAGAAAUGUUGGAAAUUGCCGUAAGAAACUUAAGUUUAGAAAGAAAGCAGCUACUUUCGGUUGAAGAAAAAGAGAAUUUGACAGCUCUAAACUCUCAUAAUGAAGCUGGAAACUUCCUGAAUAGGAAAAUAAAUGUUGAUUCUAAUGAGAUUACUGCCAGAACUCAUAAUUCUUGCCAUGGGGAGAAAAAAUACUCUCCUCAGGAAAGUGAACGCAAACCAUUGAAGCAAUUAAAUAAGUCUAACAAGAUGCGUCUGUUUGGAAGAGUUCCUUUCAGAUUAGUAAGCGAUGAUGAGGAUGACUCUGUGGGGAUGGAUAUUCCAUGUGCAACUAGUAUUGCAAAGAGGAAAAUAUCUGACAACAAUUUGAGCCAGUUGCCACUGCAUGAGUCAAAACCUAAUGGAAGUGAUAUACCAGGAGAUGUGAAGCCUUUACCAAGCAGAUGGUUAAUGGAAUUGCAGCCACCUGAUGAAGAGAGCUCAGAAGAAGCUACCAAUUCAGCUCCAACCUUAAAGAAUAAAUAUGGUUCUACUUAUGCUGUUAAACAAAAAGAAACUGAGGAGCACAACAAGGAGCCAAGUACCAUAGAACCAAGUUGCCUAGAAAGACUACAGCAUCCCUCUGUUCCUCUUGAAAAUAAUGAAAAGAAACAGUUAAGAUUAAAUUAUCAUGCAUCUGAAAAUAAGUGGUUUAAUCUUGAAGCAAUGCACAAUACAAACUUGGAGGGAAAAAACUCAUGUGCUGAACAGCCAGCAUUUCAAGUUUCUAAAAGAUUUUCACCACCAGAGUCAAUUUUUCAAAAACCUUCACCGCCAGAGACUGCACCGAAGAUAAACAGCCAGUCACUUGUUGGCCCAGUAGCUAGCAACAACACACUGCGAGAUUACAUGGCCUGUUUCAGUACUCCAGUCGUAAGGAAUAAUUUUCUUCACCUGAGUAAGGACACCACACCAUACAACCAGCUUUCCUAUUUGCAACCUUGUACUCCCUCAACUCCAUUCCAAAUUUCAACUCCUUCACUUAAAAAUGAAUGCAUCAGUAUUAAAGGAAAAUGGUACACUGUGUUGAAACAAAUUGGCAGGGGAGGAUCAAGUAAGGUGUUUCAAGUACUUGAUGAAAAGAAGCAGCUUUAUGCUAUCAAAUAUGUCAAUUUAGAAGAGGCAGAGCAACAAACUUUAGAAAGCUAUAAAAAUGAGAUUGCACACUUAAAUAAACUUCAGCAACAUUGCGAUAAGAUUAUCCGACUGUAUGACUAUGAAAUUAGCAAGAAGAGUAUCUACAUGCUGAUGGAAUGUGGAAACAUUGAUCUUAAUACUUGGCUUAAAAAGAAAAAAAUUAACCCAUGGGAGCGGAAGAGCUUUUGGGAAAAUAUGUUGGAAGCUGUCCAUACAAUCCACACACAUGGUAUUGUUCAUAGUGAUCUGAAACCAGCAAACUUUCUGCUAGUGGAUGGAAUGCUAAAACUAAUAGAUUUUGGCAUUGCAAAUCAAAUGCAGCCAGAUGUGACGAGCAUUUUUAAAGAUUCACAGGUUGGCACAGUUAACUACAUGCCACCAGAGGUCAUUAAAGACAUGUCUUCCUGUGGUGAAAAUGGAAAACCAAGGUCAAAGAUCAGUCCAAAAAAUGAUGUAUGGUCAUUGGGCUGCAUUUUAUACUGUAUGACCUAUGGAAGAACUCCAUUUCAGCACAUAACAAAUCAGAUUGCAAAACUUCAUGCCAUAAUAGACCCUAGUCAUGAAAUAGCAUUCCCUGAUAUUGCAGAAAAAGACCUCCAUGACGUAUUAAAGCGCUGUUUGGUAAGGAAUCCCAAGCAAAGAAUAUCUGUCUCUGAAUUGUUGGUUCAUCCUUAUGUACAUAUUCAAGCCAAUUCACAAACAGGGGGUUCAAGCACAAAAGGGACAACAGAGGAAAUAAAACGCAUCCUUGGUCAUCUUGUUGGUCUGAACUCUCCUAACUCCAUUUCUAGAGCUACUAGAGCUUUAUACGAGCAGUGCAGCAGCGAUGAAGGUUUAGAUGUGUCUGCUUUUGCAAACUGUGACAAGAAAACAUGGAGCACAAAGUGAUACAUAAAGUUUAGCUUCAAAAAGUAUUAAUGAAGACUUGAUAAGACUAUUCUAGGCAAUAGUUGGUCUGUUUAAACCGAACUGCCUUGCCUCUGAUUGUUUUAUGGUCUAAAUGUUCUUUGUCAUUUGUUUAUCCAGUAUUUGUAUGUUGGUCUUACGGGACAGUCAGUCGUGAUAUAACGUCAACAGAUUGGUUCAAUGUGUGGAUAUUUGGGUACAAAAUACAGAUGAGGCCUUAAAAUUUGAAAAUGUGGAAGAUAUUUUGUUGCAUUUCUUUAAAUCAUGCCCCCCAAUGACUUUGGGUUAGAACAAACUUCAUUUGCCUCUAGUAUUUGCCAGUAUUUUUCUUGGAAUAUUGACUUCUUUGUUUUCGUUUACUGGUGAUGUGGGACACUAUGAAUUUUGCUACUCCUAUACUCUGCUUUUUGUUUUAUGCUGUUACAAUACCGACAUGGAUUUGUUUUGAUUUAUAAAUGACACCAAACUUUGUAAUAAAUAAAAAAUGAAUGCUGUAAAUAAUAAUAAUAAUAA
This is a messenger RNA of Zootoca vivipara (common lizard), 3263 nucleotides long. It is a transcript of the gene TTK, whose product is annotated as TTK protein kinase. The record is from RefSeq and is a predicted model, not a curated record. Gene Ontology annotation, molecular function: protein binding; ATP binding; protein serine/threonine/tyrosine kinase activity. Gene Ontology annotation, biological process: peptidyl-serine phosphorylation; meiotic spindle assembly checkpoint signaling; mitotic spindle assembly checkpoint signaling. Gene Ontology annotation, cellular component: nucleus; kinetochore. NCBI's taxonomy places the organism in Eukaryota, Metazoa, Chordata, Lepidosauria, Squamata, Lacertidae.